This is a messenger RNA of Akanthomyces muscarius, 381 nucleotides long. RefSeq lists its product as uncharacterized. NCBI's taxonomy places the organism in Eukaryota, Fungi, Ascomycota, Sordariomycetes, Hypocreales, Cordycipitaceae. The transcript has a single exon. The coding region runs from base 1 to 381 and encodes 126 amino acids. The record is from RefSeq and is a predicted model, not a curated record.
AUGCUCGGUAUCGGGCUGGCGUUUGACCCAGGCGCCAGCCAUCUAGACCCCUUCUUCGAUCCUCACUGCGCGAUGAGCCGGAGAGACAUAGGGCAGGACCUUUCGGUGGUGCCGUUUGCAGCGGUUCCGGACCUGAUGAGUUUUAACUUGCGGCGGGUGUUCAAGGCCCUGCCGCUCGACGAGCAAGUUCUCAGAUCGUUUGCCCUGGACAGCUUUCCAGAGCCCAGAGCCGCAAUUGUCAUGCUCAGGGGACGAGAGGUCAUGAUGCGGCGCACCGAGGCCGUGGUCUCUGAUCUGGGGCUCCCGCGUCCUCAAGACAGCAGCAUUUUGGCAUGGAUGCCCGACGGGCACAUCAUCGGCACGGAGCCCAUGCCGCUGUGA